Messenger RNA from Vigna radiata var. radiata (mung bean), 3847 nucleotides. RefSeq names its product serine/threonine-protein kinase BRI1-like 2. Lineage: Eukaryota; Viridiplantae; Streptophyta; Magnoliopsida; Fabales; Fabaceae. Gene Ontology annotation, cellular component: plasma membrane. Gene Ontology annotation, molecular function: ATP binding; protein kinase activity; protein binding. Gene Ontology annotation, biological process: protein phosphorylation. The transcript has a single exon. The record is from RefSeq and is a predicted model, not a curated record. The coding region runs from base 206 to 3604 and encodes 1132 amino acids.
UCUCUCUCACGUUCCCUCCUUUCAAUUUUAUAAAACACAAAAAGCAACUCCUUUUGUCACAACAACAAAUUCCCAUCAUACUUACCACUCUCACUGUGUCCUUCUUUCUUUCCUCUCUCUCUCUCUCUCUCUCCUUUACACAUUAAUCUGUAUCUCUCUGCAUUAUCUUUGCAGGCCUCUCUCUUCCCAGACCUGUGUGUUCUCAAUGGAGAAAAACUAUGUUCAGCUUUUGCCUCGUCUCACUGUGACACUUCUAGUGAUCACUGUUUUGUUUCCUGUGACUGAAUGUGCUGCAGUUUCCUCCAUCAAGACUGAUGCGCAGGCUCUUCUCAUGUUCAAAAGGAUGAUUCAGAAGGAUCAAAGUGGAAUUUUGUCAGGGUGGAAGCUCAAUAAGAAUCCAUGCAGCUGGUAUGGAGUCUCUUGCACCCUUGGAAGAGUUACUCAGCUUGAUAUUAGUGGGAAUAAUGACCUUGCUGGGACAAUAUCUCUUGAUCCUUUGUCUUCUUUAGAUAUGUUAUCUGUUCUCAAACUGUCUUUGAAUUCAUUUUCUGUAAAUUCUACCUCUUUACUUCAGCUCCCUUAUGGUUUGACACAGCUUGAUUUAUCCUUUGGAGGAGUUACAGGCCCUGUCCCUGAUAACCUUUUCUCCAAGUGUCCGAAUCUUGUUGUUGUUAAUCUUUCGUACAACAACUUAACAGGGCCUAUUCCUGAAAAUUUCUUACAAAAUUCUGAUAAACUGCAGACCCUUGACCUCUCUUCCAACAACCUGUCAGGGUCUAUUUUUGGCCUUAAAAUUGAUUGCAUUUCCUUGUUGCAACUUGAUCUUUCUGGAAACCGCUUGUCAGACUCCAUUCCACUCUCUUUGUCAAACUGUACCAGCCUUCAAAGUUUGAAUUUAGCUAACAAUAUGAUUUCUGGGGGAAUUCCCAAAGGUUUGGGUCAGCUAAACAAACUACAGACUCUGGAUCUUUCCCACAACCAACUCACAGGCUGGAUCCCUUCUGAGCUGGGAAAUGCAUGUGCUUCCCUUUUAGAGGUUAAACUUUCUUUCAACAACAUCUCCGGGUCAAUCCCAUCAGGUUUCUCCUCGUGCACUUUGCUGCAACAUCUUGACAUAGCUAACAACAACCUGUCGGGACCGUUAGCAGAUUCAAUCUUUCAGAACCUCGGAUCAUUGCAGGAACUGUGGCUGGGGAAUAAUGCUAUCAGUGGUCAAUUUCCAUCUUCAUUAUCUUCCUGCAAGAAGUUGAAGAUUGCGGACUUCAGCUCAAACAAAAUUUAUGGAUCUAUCCCCAGGGAUUUAUGUCCUGGGGCAGCCUCACUUGAGGAGCUGAGAAUGCCAGAUAAUCUUAUUACAGGUGAAAUUCCAGCUGAACUGUCAAAGUGCUCACAGCUGAAGACACUUGAUUUUAGUCUGAACUAUCUCAAUGGUACAAUUCCAGAGGAGCUUGGUCAACUUGAAAAUCUUGAGAAGCUAAUAGCAUGGUUCAAUGGCUUGGAAGGAAAAAUUCCUUCAAAACUGGGCCAGUGCAAGAAUCUUAAGGAUCUCAUACUGAAUAACAAUCAUCUAACUGGUGGAAUUCCCAUUGAGUUAUUCAAUUGCAGCAAUCUGGAAUGGAUAUCACUGACAAGCAAUGAGCUUAGUGGUGAAAUACCGCGUGAGUUUGGUCUCUUGACAAGGUUAGCAGUUCUGCAGCUUGGAAACAACAGCUUGACUGGCGAGAUACCAGCAGAGCUAGCGAAUUGCAGCAGUUUGGUGUGGUUGGACUUGAACAGCAACAAGCUCACUGGAGAGAUCCCUUCAAGACUUGGAAGACAGCUAGGAGCAAAAUCCUUGUUUGGGAUCCUUUCAGGGAACACUUUGGUGUUUGUAAGAAAUGUUGGAAACUCAUGCAAAGGAGUAGGAGGUUUGCUAGAAUUCUCUGGUAUUCGACCUGAAAGGCUCUUGCAGGUUCCAACAUUGAGGACUUGUGACUUCACAAGACUCUAUUCUGGUCCUGUCCUCAGCUUGUUCACCAAGUACCAGACUCUGGAGUAUCUUGAUCUUUCAUAUAACGAACUUCGAGGAAAAAUCCCAGAUGAAUUCGGAGACAUGGUGGCUUUACAAGUUCUUGAAUUAUCUCACAAUCAGCUAUCUGGAGAAAUCCCUUCAACGCUUGGCCAGUUAAAAAAUUUGGGUGUGUUCGAUGCAUCACACAACAGAUUGCAAGGACAUAUUCCAGACUCAUUCUCAAACCUCUCAUUCUUGGUUCAAAUUGAUCUAUCUAACAACGAGUUAACAGGGCAAAUUCCCUCAAGGGGACAACUGAGUACACUUCCAGCUUCCCAGUAUGCAAAUAACCCUGGCCUUUGUGGUGUACCAUUGCCUGACUGCAAGAGCGACAAUAGCCAACCCACAACAAAUCCAACUGAAGAUGCUGGCAAAGGGGGCCAUAAAACAGCAACUGCAACAUGGGCAAACAGCAUUGUCAUGGGAACUCUCAUAUCUGUUGCUUCUGUAUGUAUUUUAAUCGUGUGGGCAAUUGCAAUGCGCGCAAGGAGAAAGGAGGCCGAAGAAGUCAAGAUGCUCAAUAGCUUACAAGCAUGCCAUGCUGCAACAACAUGGAAAAUCGACAAAGAGAAAGAGCCACUAAGCAUCAAUGUUGCAACAUUUCAGAGGCAGCUGAGGAAACUUAAAUUCUCCCAGUUGAUCGAAGCAACUAAUGGGUUCUCGGCAGAAAGCCUAAUUGGGUGUGGAGGUUUUGGUGAAGUGUUCAAGGCCACACUCAAAGACGGGUCAAGUGUGGCCAUAAAGAAGCUGAUUCGAUUGAGCUGCCAGGGUGAUCGAGAAUUCAUGGCAGAGAUGGAAACAUUGGGGAAGAUCAAGCACAGAAAUCUGGUUCCUCUGUUAGGAUACUGCAAAGUGGGGGAAGAGAGGCUCCUUGUGUACGAAUACAUGGAGUAUGGAAGCCUAGAAGAGAUGCUUCAUGGGAGAAUAAAGACGCGUGAUCGGCGCAUUUUGACAUGGGAAGAAAGGAAAAAGAUUGCAAGAGGUGCAGCUAAAGGGCUUUGUUUCCUGCACCAUAAUUGCAUCCCUCACAUCAUACACAGAGAUAUGAAGUCAAGCAAUGUGCUACUUGACCAUGAAAUGGAGUCAAGAGUAUCAGAUUUUGGAAUGGCGAGACUUAUAAGUGCCCUUGAUACACAUCUUAGUGUGAGCACACUGGCAGGAACACCUGGAUAUGUUCCACCAGAGUACUACCAGAGUUUCAGGUGCACUGCUAAGGGAGAUGUCUACUCAUUUGGAGUUGUGAUGUUAGAACUGCUUAGUGGUAAACGCCCUACUGACAAGGAGGAUUUUGGUGACACCAACUUGGUUGGGUGGGCAAAGAUGAAGGUCCGUGAAGGGAAGCAAAUGGAAGUAAUUGAUUCGGACUUGCUUUUGGCCACUCAAGGAACUGAUGAAGCAGAAGCCAAAGAAGUGAAAGAGAUGAUAAGAUAUUUAGAGAUUACUUUGCAAUGUGUUGAUGACUUGCCUUCAAGAAGGCCAAACAUGUUGCAGGUAGUUGCUAUGCUCAGAGAGCUUAUGCCUGGAUCAACAGAUGGAAGCAGCAACAGUGCUUGAAUCACGUUAUUGUCCAUAGUUAUGACAGAAGAACGAAUGAAUGAAGAUAUGAAAUGAGGCUUGCAAGAUUUUCUCUGGAUCUGUUAUUACUGAGUUUAUUGUGCCUAGUUUCUCAAUUUCUUUGUUCAUUUCUUGUGUUUAUUCAGUCUUUAUUGUCAGUGUUACUGUGUAACUCCACCCAAUAUUAACAUUUCGGUAAUAGCAUAUGAAAACAGAGCCAAUAGACGCGUUAAAUUCAUUAAG